UUCGGCAACUCCGAAUCUAUAGGCUCGGACAGCUUUUCUGACACUAUAAAUACGAUGAUAACGCUUGGCUUUGUGGACGGUCCGUAACGAAAGCCUUUUCACGACUCGUUUAGAUAUUUCUCUCUCGGUCUUCUUCGUUGCUAAAAAGGGUAUACGAAUUGUAAACAAAGCUAAGACUUCGAUAAGAUGGCGUUGGUCUCUGGAGGACGUUCUUCCUUAAAUCCGAAUGCACCACUCUUUGUUCCAGCUGCAGUCCGCCAAGUAGAGGACUUCUCUCCAGAAUGGUGGCAGUUGGUGACAACCUCGACAUGGUUUCAUGAUUACUGGGUCAGCCAGCAACAGGGGGAUGAUGAUUUCUAUGGGAAUAAUGAAGAUGACUUGGCUGAUAUUGUUGACCUGCUUCCCGAUAGCAUUGAUCUUGGUGCUGAUGAAGAAUUGAUGAGCAUGGAAGCACAAUAUGAGCAAUUCAUCCAAUCAGCUGAAGCAGGAAACAAGACAUCCCUUUAUGCUCAAAAUGGAAUGCCUGCAAUUGGUACUGAUCAUGCCGGUCUGAUGAGGAGCAUGAGCUUGGUGAAUUCUUACCAGGAAAGAUCACCCAAGUCCCCUGUGGAGUCUGCCAGGUACUGGGAGAAGCCAGCCAAGUUAGUGAGCCCGAAAAACAGUGGCCGUCGCAUCCAGCAGCCCCGCUGAAUCCGAAUGUAAGCAUCUCAGGACUUGAGCUCGACAACCCUGAAUCAAUUUAGUAUUUCGUUUCCUGUAAUUUCUGUAUAGGGCCAAGGUCCCCUGUAUCUAGACUAGCCGGUUAUUCAGACAUCGUCGCCUAGUUAACUACUUAAACUUUCGAGCUCAUGUAAAAAGAAAACAGUAGAAUUUUAAUCGAAAAAGAAGUCAUCUUGUUACUUUA
Messenger RNA from Daucus carota subsp. sativus, 904 nucleotides. Its product is annotated as protein EARLY RESPONSIVE TO DEHYDRATION 15. Lineage: Eukaryota; Viridiplantae; Streptophyta; Magnoliopsida; Apiales; Apiaceae. The record is from RefSeq and is a predicted model, not a curated record. Bases 187 to 690 code for a protein of 167 amino acids. The transcript has 3 exons.